UCUAAUUUUACAUCUCCAACAGAAAAUAGGAAGAGACCAAAUAUUUAAGAAUACUUUUCAAGGUAUCUUUUCUGAUCAGAAGAUCUGCAAGGACUGUCCUCACAGAUAUGAGCGAGAGGAAGCCUUCAUGGCUCUCAACUUAGGUGUGACUUCGUGUCAAAGUUUGGAAAUAUCAUUGGAUCAAUUUGUUAGGGGAGAAGUUCUGGAAGGAAGUAAUGCGUACUACUGUGAAAAAUGCAAAGAAAAGAGAACUACAGUGAAGCGCACAUGCAUUAAGGUCUUACCAAACCUGUUGGUGAUACACCUGAUGAGAUUUGGCUUUGACUGGGAGAGCGGACGUUCUAUUAAAUAUGAUGAACAAAUAAGGUUCCCCUGGAUGCUGAACAUGGAGCCUUACACUGUGUCGGGGAUGGCUCGCCAGGACUCGUCCUCAGAAGUGGGGGACAAUGGUAGAAACAUGGAUCAAGGAGGUGGAGGGUCCCCAAGGAAGAAAGUUGCACCUACAGAGAACUAUGAGCUUGUUGGUGUGAUUGUUCACAGUGGCCAGGCUCAUGCAGGGCAUUACUACUCCUUUAUAAAGGACAGGAGGGGAUGCGGAAAGGGGAAGUGGUAUAAAUUUAAUGACACUGUUGUUGAAGAAUUUGAGUUAACUGAUGAAACCUUGGAGUAUGAAUGUUUUGGUGGAGAGUAUAGACCUAAAGUCUAUGAUCAAUCUAACCCUUACCCUGAUGUGCGUCGGCGAUACUGGAAUGCCUACAUGCUGUUUUAUCAGAGAGUGUCUGAUCAGAACUCUCCAGUCUUACCAAAGAAAAGUCGAGUGAGCGUCGUGCGUCAGGAAGCUGAGGACCUCUCACUAUCUGCUCCAUCUUCACCAGAAAUUUCACCCCAGUCAUCACCACGACCCCACAGACCCAACAGUGAUCGCCUGUCCAUCUUAACUAAACUGGUCCGGAAAGGUGAAAAAAAGGGACUUUUUGUUGAGAAGAUGCCUGUACGGAUAUAUCAGAUGGUGAGAGAUGAAAAUCUCAAAUUUAUGAAGAACAGAGAUGUAUACAGUAGUGACUACUUCAGUUUUGUUUUGUCACUGGCUUCACUGAAUGCUACUAAGGUAAAACAUCCUUAUUAUCCAUGUAUGGCAAAGGUGAGCUUACAGUUGGCAGUCCAGUUCCUCUUCCAAACUUAUCUCCGAACCAAGAAGAAACUCAGGGCUGAUACAGAAGAGUGGAUUGCAACCAUAGAUGCACUGCUCUCCAAAAGUAUUGAUGCUUGUCAGUGGUUAGUUGAAUAUUUUGUUGGACCAGAGGGCCGGGAGCUUGUAAAGACUUUCCUCCUGGAAUGCAGUGUAAGAGAGGUGCGAGUUGCUGUAGCUACUAUUCUUGAAAAAACCCUCGACAGUGCCUUGCUUUAUCAAGAGAAGUUAAAAAAUCUACAUCAGUUAUUGGAGGUGCUACUUGCUUUACUGGAUAAAGAUGUUCCUGAAAACUGUAAAAACUGUGCUCAGUACUUCUUACUAUUCAACAAUUUUGUGCAGAAGCAGGGUAUAAGGGCUAGCAGUCUUCUUCUCAGACAUUCUGCUUUGAGGCACAUGAUCAACUUUCUCCUUGGUCCCAACCGUCAGAGUAAUCAGAACCGCAGGUGGAGUUCAGCACAAGCACGUGAGUUUGGAUAUCUUCACAAUACUGUCGCAUUACUUGUUCUGCACUCUGAUGUCUCUUCACAAAGAAAUGUUGCUCCUGGUCUCUUUAAGCAACGUCCACCUCUAAGCAUCACUACUUCAGGUCCACUUUUGACACUCCAUGAAGAAGUGGAAGCCUUGUUAUUCUUGUCCGAGGGAAAACCUUACUUAAUAGAGGUGAUGUAUGCAUUACGAGAGCUGACUGGAUCUCUAUCUGUUCUCAUUGAGAUGGUGGUGUAUUGCUGCUUUUGUAAUGAGCACUUUUCCUUUACUGUGCUACACUUCAUCAAGACUCAACUGGAAACUGCUCCACCUCAUGAAUUGAAAAACAUAUUCCAGUUACUCCAUGAGAUACUGGUCAUCGAAGACCCCUUACAAGUAGAGCGCAUCAAAUUUGCCUUUGAAACUGAAAAUGGAUUAAUAGCCUUGAUGCACCACAGCAACCAUGUAGACAGCAGUCGCUGUUACCAGUGUGUCAAGUUCCUUGUUACUUUGGCUCAGAAGUGCCCUACUGCAAAAGAUUAUUUCAAGGAGAAUUCCCACCACUGGAGUUGGGCUGUGCAGUGGCUACAGAAAAAGAUGUCUGAACAUUACUGGGCACCUCAGAGUAACGUUUCCAAUGAAACAUCAACUGCAAAAACCUUCCAGCGCACUAUUUCAGCACAGGACACACUUGCCUAUGCCACAGCCUUGUUGAAUGAAAAAGAUCAGUCUGGAAGCAGUAAUGGGUCAGAAAGUAGCCCAGCCAAUGAGAAUGGAGACAGACAUCUACAGCAGGGCUCCGAGUCUCCUAUGAUGAUUGGUGAGACUAAAAGUGACCUUGAUGAUGUUGACCCAUAAAAGGAUACCCGUGAACCCAAGAGCAGAUCAACUCAAACAUUUAAUGCCUGGUACCUGUUGAAACCUAGAGUCCUAUUGCUUAUGCUAUUACAAGAGUCUGGAAGAGAAGGAUCUAUGGCAAUGCUGGAGAAGGUUGUUUCCCUGAAAGCUAAAAGCAUUUCUUAGCCACGAAGGCUUCAGAUUGACAAAUGCUCUAGAAAACUGCAUCUUCACCUGCAGUAGCUUGUGACAGUCCAGACACCAACAACAUUUUUGUCAAGAAGAUUUUAUCAAAUACACAAACGCUAGUGGUUGAAUUUUUAUGUGAACAUUAAAUGAGUGAAUGUAAAACUGUUGCUUUUCUGUGAUGCUGCAAAAAAAAAAAUUCUUUUGGUUUUUAUACAGAGAAAAACCAGACUGCCCUUAUGUAUGGAGGGCAAAUUUUUAAUCUUUCUGAUAUUGAAUAGGAAUAUUCAAAUUUCUGUAUAAAGAUGUGUGAUGACUUACAUUUCAUUGUAAAAUAUUAGUUAAAGAAUCAGUUUACAUAAGGACUUCUGUAUUUAAUAUGUCUCCCUGCUCAUUUGUAAAGCUCUUUAAUGGAAGGAUCGGUAAGAUUGCUCUGCAAAGGAGAGUAGUUCCUUACAGAAAGGUUUGGUCAUGGAGCUUCUAGCAUGGCUUGUCUUUUUGGUACCCUUCCAAAAACCACAGGCAGUCAGGAAGGGCCGUAAAAGAAAAACGUUCUCAAGGUAUGCAAGUGUUUAUGAAAGGAUGCUGGUGGAUUUAAAAAAUAAUAAAUUAAAAAAAAAAAAAGUAGUUUAAAAGAAAAGAAGCACUUUAAAAUGGAUUUCUGUUGCAGUUUUAGUCAUGAAAUUUUUUACUUUUGGAGACAUAUUGAAUCAAAAGUAGUCUCAAUCCUGUGACCUGCAAUCACUUGCUUAUGCUUUCAAAUUACUGAGAAAGUUAGUAUUGGUUGUACAUGAUGAAUAAUUCCUUGAUUGAGUUUGGGGACACUGUCGUGCAGAUUUUAUUAAGCAAUUUUAACACGGGGAAAGAGUGAUUUGGCUUUGUUUAUAUUUUCACUUGACCAGACAACAUUUAAAAUAUCACAGCUCUUUUGAUUUGCUCAUAAACAACUGGAAGGCAGUUGGGAUGAUUUGAGCACGGUUUUGUUUUCCAUAUCAAAUUUAGUUCAGUGACUUCUGGUUCUGGAUACUUUUGUGCCAACUAACUUCAUACUUUGUACAUUUUGCGUUUGUCACAUUUUCUGCACUGCUUUUUGCCUUUAUUUAUGGAUUCUGCCUUACUUUAAAAAUUAUGUAAACAAACAUGCACAGAAAUGGGAGGGCAUCUCAAGGAGUGCCUGGGCACCUCCAGAAUAGACAAAUUUGCCAAGUUAAAGGCACAACCAGCCAAAAAGUGCCUUUUUUUCUUUCUACAGACUGUUGCUGAACCAAGAAGCAGCAGACAGCUUUUCACUGUUGUGCACUAAUAUUGAAAUUAACCAGUCAUUUCACUGUUGGAAGCAAACAUCUGAUAUGAUUUCAGCUGUACAGCUUUAUAACUUAUUGCGGGUUAAGAGAAACUUGUCGUAAAUUGUGUGUGCAAAGAUGCAAGGGUGGCAUUGUAGUGAAUAUCUCACUCUGUUGGUUGAUUUUUUAUUUUUUUUUUCCAAACAAUGUCUUCACAGACACGUGGCAAAGUUAGCAUUUUAUAAAUGUUUCUGAUAAUGUGCUGGGACAUUUUAAAUGUGUGACGUUUUAAAUUAAUUUUGAAUAAAUCAUUUCUUACAGAUCCCCUUUCUUUCUUCCCCCAUCCCCAAUGCUUCGUAAUGGGCCAUAAAUCUUCACAAAUAGUCAGUACACAGUGGUGAUGGUGAUGGAGGAAGCUGGUAACGUUCCUAUGGGUUGGCACCACUUGUCACUUCAGGUUCCUGUUAUUUCCUAUGGAAACAACGUCCUCGAUUACUGCAUGCCCAGAGAAGCACUGAUGGGAGAACUGCAUCAGGAUGGCUCAUCACCACUGUAUACUUGAAACCAAUACAAACUUUUUCAUGGUUCUGCUCACGCUUGUACAAAGUCGAUGGUUUUAAUUUGCAAUAAGAUGAUACUCAGUCAAUUAUUUUGGUUUCCAGCUGCUGUCAUUUGAACCUGCUGAAGAUUAUUUUUUUGGAAAAUAGAGUUCAACAAAACUAGUUUUUGUGUAAAUUGUGAUGCAUUUCUAUGUUGUAAUUUUUACUGCCAAUCUUUUUGGAUGAAAAUGUUUUUAUACAGCUUACAUGAUGUUCAGUGAAGAGCAGCCACAGCCUGCCUGUGAGCAUUUGGGGAGAUACUGUCCAAUCAAUACAUGAACGUGUGGCACUGGAAAAAUAGGCAGUCUUGAUAAACAGUCUUGGGAUUCCUGGUCAAUGGAAUAAAGUUAUUCCUUUCACAGAAAA
Molecule: messenger RNA, 4928 nt
Organism: Meleagris gallopavo (turkey)
Lineage: Eukaryota; Metazoa; Chordata; Aves; Galliformes; Phasianidae
Source: RefSeq, a predicted model, not a curated record